Molecule: messenger RNA, 2029 nt
Organism: Esox lucius (northern pike)
Lineage: Eukaryota; Metazoa; Chordata; Actinopteri; Esociformes; Esocidae
Product: endonuclease domain-containing 1 protein-like
Exons: 5
Coding region: 192-1076 (294 amino acids)
Molecular function (GO): hydrolase activity; metal ion binding; nucleic acid binding
Source: RefSeq, a predicted model, not a curated record
UACAGUCAGGAUCAGCUUUAUUCGCCAGAACUGCGAGCACCAAGAUCUCAGGGCAGGUGCACAGACAGAUAUACUGUAGGUCAAGGGACAGAGCAACAAGACAGACACCUCAGCACAGACUCGGCUAUUCCUCCUUUUCAUUUGGACAGGUCUGGUCCAUCCCUACACUGUGACCUCCUCGCUAAGCCAUCAUGGCCUCACUCUGGGCACAGGGCUUCCUGCUGGUCACCAUAGUGAUGACGGCCGCUCGGGGGUCUGUGGAGAAGGAGCUCCCUUCGGAGUGCAGGGCGUUCCUGUACAUGGGCACUCCCCCCGUGGGCCUGGAGAACCACUCGCUCCAGAAGAUCUGCCAGCGCUACAACAGCAAGGCGCGGUAUGUGACACUGUAUGACACCACCAACCAUGUCCCCGUCUACUCAGCCUACGUCUUCAAACGCUCCGAUGGGGAGAAGAGGGUGGACGUGCCCUGGAUGUACGAACCACAGCUAUCCACAAUGUCUGACACCGGAGACAUGCAGGCCUUCCCGCGUGGCUACAUGCACAGGAACUUUGAGGACGCCCAGGCGGUGCUGGAUGACUACACCAAUGCCGUCUUCUAUGAGCGUGGCCACCUCAACCCUGACGAGCACCAGGCCGACCCAGACGACAAGGCCUCCACCUACACCCUGACCAACGUGGUGCCUCAGGUCAGAGAAUUCAGCACCAGUGUCUGGAAGGUUCAGGAGCACAUCGUCCGCAGGCGCCUUAACAACUACUGCCGCGGAACCGCCUACGUGGUCACCGGCAUCGUCACAUCCGGGAACAUGAUCCGGCGCCAUAACAUUGACCGCGUGGCGGUUCCCAAGUACCUGUGGUCGGCCUACUGCUGCACUGACUACGACCACAACGCACCCUUUGGCGAGCGCUACAAGUUCCCAGCCUUUGCCCACUAUGGCCUCAACGAGAAUGAGAACAACCAGGUCCUGGAGCUGUCCGUCAAGAAAUUGGAGGAGUUCCUUCAGAGGUCCACUUUUGUGGACAAGAAUUUCCAGAUCUUUAUGGACGACUGUGUCCAGCCUCCUUCGGCUUUGCAUUAAGUGGGCUACAUUCAGCAAGAAAACAAUAUGGAACAUUUCUGAUUUACAGUGCCUACAGAAAGUCUACACCCCCCUUUUCACAUUUUGUUGUCAUUUGUUCAGAGUUUGAUCCAUAUAGAUUAUAUUUGUUUCAAAAGGUGCAACAAGCUUGACCCCAAAAGCGGUAUUAUGCAGCUGUUUGUAUUAAUUUAGCUGGGCACUCCCCCCAUGGGCCUAAUUUAGUUAGUCUUCGACUCGGACAAACAGUCCCAUCCUAAUUUAUGGACUCCACAAUCUAGGGUUCUCAGAAGACUGUAGGCUGGUUUCAAAAUGAUUUAUCUGACCGUGUACAAUGUAUCUAAUCAAUUACAAUAUCUUGUAUACAAAUGGCCCCUUGCUACUGUAUUGUCAACCCUAAAACACAGCUUUAAUAACACCCAACAUGCCUUUUGGAGCCUACCUCAACCUUCAUGCACCCCAAACAUCUAUGCACUGCAUGGGUCUGAGUUAGAGUACAAAUAGGGAAGGAAGAUAAAUUAAGCAAUGUUGAGCUAAGUCCUUGAGGGUCCUUGAGUGGUCCAAGGACCUUGACAGAGCUUGAACAGUGUGGUAAAAUGUAUGUUAAAAAUUUGUUUUAGUUAUAAUUCAGUUUUUACAUGUUUUUCCAGGCAUUUAUGCUUCAUUGGAAAGGAAAGUGGUGAAAGAUAGAGGAGUUCAACUGAAUGAGUACCUCUGAUCAACUGUGAGCAUCAAUUAUCCCAAAACCACAUUACCUGAAAUAAAAAUUUCACUUCCUGCUAAACACCAGCAGUCUUCAAAAAAUUUAUUUUCUCGAUUCACAAAACCCAUGUAUGUAUUCGAUGUAUGUUUUUUCCAUUGCAAUCUAAAUCUGAUUGAAUAAAGUUUACAGAUUCCAAAAGUAGGAUGACUCAUUCCAACUUACAAUACUACUUGAGUGUUGGUCAAAACAUUUA